Messenger RNA from Populus nigra (black poplar), 1941 nucleotides. RefSeq lists its product as uncharacterized. Gene Ontology annotation, biological process: protein phosphorylation. The transcript has 12 exons. NCBI's taxonomy places the organism in Eukaryota, Viridiplantae, Streptophyta, Magnoliopsida, Malpighiales, Salicaceae. The record is from RefSeq and is a predicted model, not a curated record. Gene Ontology annotation, molecular function: protein kinase activity; ATP binding. The coding region runs from base 269 to 1714 and encodes 481 amino acids.
CAUAUCCCCCACACGAAAGACAACACAAUUCACAAGCGUAGUCAUAGAACGUUCCUUCCGUUAAAUCACCUCUUCUCUCUCUGUCUCUCUGCACCAUCACUCUUUGGUUCCUCAGCUACAACCUUAAAUACACGUCACGUUCUCUAAUAGCUUAGUAUCACAUCCAUUCUUGUAACCACUUAACCCGGGAAAACUCAGGCUCAGGAAUCUGCCUUUUUUUCCACUCAGACAGUAAAAUUGAAAGACAUUGUUGUUGCUCCAUGCCACUAUGCCUCCUCUUAUCGAUUUUAAAGACAUUCAAGAUAAGCUCUCUACUCAUUUCAGACCAUGGCAACGCUCUUUUCAGUUCUGGGUUCGUGCUGCUGAUAUCUACACUGGCUAUAAGGUGUUUCAACUGAGAGUGAGUUUGGUGAAGGAUGUGGAAAAGCAGGAGGCAAUGUGGGAAAGACAGCAUGAGUUUGCUGCUGACAAGAUUUAUGCUAUGUGUUCUGAUCUUGGUGGGUUCUUUCUCAAGGUUGCCCAAGUCAUUGGGAAGCCUGACUUGGCUCCAGCAGCAUGGGUGAGAAGGCUUGUAACUUUGUGUGAUAGAGCUCCGGCUACUCCAUUUGAUACUGUUAAGCUUGUGCUGGAGAAAGAGUUAGGUCGAAGCAUCGAGGAUAUUUUUGAAAGAUUUGAUGUGGAACCUCUUGGUUCUGCUUCAAUUGCACAGGUUCAUCGGGCAAGAUUGAAAGGUGGCAAGAGUGAUAUUGUUGUCAAGGUCCAACAUCCUGGAGUUCAGGAUCUGAUGAUGACAGACAUCUAUAACCUUCAAGCGUUUGCUUUAUACAUGCAAAAGACAGAUAUCAAAUUUGAUCUGUACUCUGUGACAAAGGAAAUGGAGAAACAGAUUGGAUAUGAAUUUGAUUUCAAGAGGGAGGCUGAUGCUAUGGAAAGAAUCCGGCAAUUUCUGUAUGAGAAUAAUAAAGCAAGUCCAGUUAUAGUGCCACGAGUGCUGAAGGAUAUGGUCAGCAGGAGGGCCUUAAUGAUGGAAUACAUUGAUGGGACCCCGAUUUUGAAUCUUGGUGAUGAAAUAGCCAAAAGAGGAAUUAAUCCUGGUGGUAAGAUUGCAGCGGCAGCAAAGCAGAACAUACUUAAAAGUUUGACACUAGCAUAUGGACAAAUGAUACUGAAGAGUGGUUUCUUCCACGCAGAUCCCCAUCCAGGAAAUAUAUUGAUUUGUAAAGGUUCCAAGGUUGCCUUGCUAGACUACGGGCAGGUGAAGGAUCUCCCGGAUAAGUUGAGGCUUGGAUAUGCAAAUUUGGUACUUGCCAUUGCUGAUUGUGACCCAAUCAGAGCAGCAGAAAGCUACAGGGACCUUGGCAUAGAUACCUCAAGCAAAUGCGAGAAUGAACUGCCGGAAUUGUUUAGGUUGGCAGAAACAAUGUUUGACACAAAACUACCACCUGGAGUGGCAAUGUUGCAACCUUUCGCAGAGGAUUCUUCCAUCAAAAAGGUCUCUGUUGAGGCUUUCCCAGAGGAACUAUUUUCUGUUCUUCGCACAGUGCAUCUUUUGAGAGGUCUUAGUGUGGGUCUUGGUAUCAACUACUCGUGUGCAGAACAAUGGAGACCCAUUGCAGAAGAAGCAUUGUAUCUUGCUGGAAGAUUAAAAGAUACAGAUCUCAAGACUAAGCAUCGCAAACAACGUUUUUUCAGGAGAUUACUUCGAAGUGAGUGACUUGGCUAUUGAUGAAUUAAGCAUUUGCAUCCAUAUGAGUUCAUUGACAAUGAAUGGUUAGGUUUUCUGAUUGCUUAUCACACGCCAUUGUUCUUUUGUAGUUGUUAUUCACAAGUCCUUAUAUGGCACUUGUUUCCACCAUGUACAAUUUAUAGAAAUUUUAUAAUGAUUUCAUGUCAGACGUGUUCUUUAAUGAAUAUCAGUGCACAACAGUUCUCUUCCGCGCA